GGUAACCAUUGAAAAAGUUACUUACGCAAGGUGCCGAAGGAGUUUGGCUUUUACACGCAAAAACUUGCCAUGAAUAUAUGAAGUAUCUUCUUCUCUCUUUGUUUCAUGAUUCAUCAACUUUCUCCACCGAGAGAGAAAUGGAAGCAGCAUCAUGGCCGACAAUAAUUCUACUACUGAUCAUUCUGAUAUGGGCAUGGAAGAUGCUGAACUGGUUAUGGCUGAGGCCAAAGAGGCUUGAAAGGCUUCUGAGAGAACAAGGCCUUCAAGGCAACUCAUACACGCUUUUUGUUGGGGACUUGAAGGAGUUUGGCAAGAUGCGAAAUGAAGCCUUAUCCAAACCCAUGAAUCUCUUCUCUCAUGACAUAGCGCCGCGCGUGUUAUCCUUUAUCCAACACACUGUCAACAAGCAUGGCAAAAAUUCUUUUAUCUGGUUUGGGCCAAUACCAAGGGUGACCCUCACAGAUCCUGAGCAAAUCAAAGAUGUACUCAACAAGAUUUAUGACUUUGGAAAGCCUGAUAUGAAUCCGCAUGUUAGGUUACUAGCUCCUGGUCUUGUAAGCCAUGAGGGAGAAAAGUGGAGCAAGCACAGAAAGAUAAUCAACCCCGCAUUCAAUUUAGAAAAGUUGAAGAAUAUGUUACCACUAUUCAUCAAAUGUUGUGAUGAUCUGAUUAGCAAAUGGGAGGGAAUGUUGUCUUCAGAUGGAACGAGUGAAACAGACAUAUGGCCUUUCUUUCAGAAUUUGGCUAGUGAUGUUAUUUCUCGAACAGCAUUUGGAAGUAGUUAUGAAGAAGGAAGAAGAAUAUUUCAACUUUUAAAAGAGCAAACUGAACUCACAAUACAAACUUUCUUGAAAGUUAACAUACCUGGAUGGAGGUUUGUACCUACUACUACACAUAGAAGGAUGAAGGAAAUCAACAAAGAUAUAGAAGCUUCGCUUAUGGAUAUGAUUAACAAGAGAGAGACAGCUCUAAAGGCGGGUGAAGCCACUAAAAAUAACUUGUUAGAUAUACUUCUGGAGUCAAACCACAAGGAAAUUCAAGAACAGGGAAAUAAGAAUGUUGGAAUGAAUCUUGAGGAAGUUAUUGAGGAAUGCAAGCUAUUCUACUUUGCAGGGCAGGAGACCACCUCAGUUUUGCUUGUUUGGACAAUGAUUUUGUUGAGUAUGUACCCUGAUUGGCAAACACGCGCAAGGGAGGAAGUCUUACAAGUUUUUGGCAACCGAAAACCAAAUUUUGAAGGACUGAAUCACCUUAAGAUUGUUACCAUGAUUUUGAAUGAGGUUCUUCGGUUAUACCCACCAGUAGUUGGUCUUGCUCGAAAAGUUAACGAAGAUGUGAAACUUGGAAACCUAUCAUUACCUGCUGGAGUGCAGAUUUCCUUGCCAAUAGUUUUGGUUCACCAUGAUUGUGAGCUUUGGGGUGAUGAUGCUAAAGAGUUCAAACCGGAGAGAUUUUCUGAAGGACUUCUAAAGGCCACAAAUGGAAGGGUUUCAUUUUUUGCCUUUGGAGGGGGUCCUAGAAUAUGCAUCGGACAAAACUUUUCCUUUUUGGAAGCAAAGAUUGCUUUGUCAAUGAUCUUACAACGUUUCUCGUUUGAACUUUCUCCAACCUAUACUCAUGCUCCAACUUCCGUUAUUACUCUUCAACCCCAACAUGGUGCUCAUCUCAUUCUACAUAAGGUGGAAAUAUGAAAAAAUAAUUAUUAGCUCAUAUUGAAAGUUUAUAAUGUAAUAACAUUUCAACAAUAGAGAUACAAACCUUUUCAUAUCACUAUUAUCAGUUUAUUUUCUUUAGUAUUAAUGAGAAAUGCAUAUGAUUUCCUUUAAGCAGACAAA
This is a messenger RNA of Glycine soja, 1835 nucleotides long. RefSeq names its product cytochrome P450 72A68-like. Gene Ontology annotation, molecular function: heme binding; monooxygenase activity; oxidoreductase activity, acting on paired donors, with incorporation or reduction of molecular oxygen. The transcript is spliced from 5 exons. Lineage: Eukaryota; Viridiplantae; Streptophyta; Magnoliopsida; Fabales; Fabaceae. Bases 78 to 1691 code for a protein of 537 amino acids. The record is from RefSeq and is a predicted model, not a curated record.